Molecule: messenger RNA, 1206 nt
Organism: Salvia hispanica
Lineage: Eukaryota; Viridiplantae; Streptophyta; Magnoliopsida; Lamiales; Lamiaceae
Molecular function (GO): ubiquitin binding
Source: RefSeq, a predicted model, not a curated record
GAGAUUGAGAGAGGAGAGAGAAAUUGAAAACCUAUCUGUGGAUAUUGCUUUAUGGUUGUGGAAUCAGAUCAUCGCGAUUGAUCUGAUCUGAUUCGUUUCGAUUCAUUUUUUCUGGAAAUAAUUUGCAAAUUCUGCAUGAGAAAAUUGGAGGUAGAGGAACUGGAGACAUAGUAGAGAUAGAAAUUUUCUUUUUUUGUUAGCGAAACAUGUCUGCCGUAGUGUGCGGAAAGAGAUCGAACAUCUUUGAGGAAUCGCCGUCGUCGCCGCCUGUCACUAAAAGGAUCCGCUGCUCCUCGUCGUCGUCGCCCGGCCGUAAUUUUUCUCCGCCGAGGGCCACCGCCUCUUCUUCUAAUUAUAUCUCCUCCAUCGAUCAAUUAGUCUCCCUCUUUCCUGAUAUGGACAGACAGUUUGUGGAAAAGGCCCUUGAAGAGUCUGGUGAUGAUUUGGAUCUGGCUAUCAAAAGAUUACAUGAUCUUCGAUUGAGUGUUGCCGCAAAUUCAUCAGAUCUUACCCAGGAUAUUGACACUCAGUUUUUGGCUAAAGUGGUGAAUGAUGGAGGGGUCACUUCAGGAGAGGAACCACCUGGUGCAAACAAUCUUCCUGUAAAUGGAGCAGAGUGGGUGGAGCUAUUGGUUAGAGAAGUCUUGACUGCAGCCAGUGUAGAGGAUGCUAAGGCACGUUUGUCCCAAGCACUUGAGGCGUUGGAGAAGUCUAUUUAUGCGAAUGCUACUGCAGAGGCUGCAAAAAGCUUCCAAAAGGAGAACAUAGUGCUGAAGCAGCAACUAGAAGCACUCCUACAGGAAAAUACUAUUUUGAAGCGAGCAGUUUCUAUACAACAUGAACGACAGAAGGAAUUUGAGGAAACGGGCCAAGAGUUGCAUCAGCUGAAGCAGCUAGUGUCUCAAUACCAGGAGCAACUACGGACUCUCGAGGUCAACAAUUAUGCCCUUACAAUGCAUCUAAAGCAGGCCCAACAAAGCGGUUCACUUCCUGGACGUUUUCACCCAGAUGUGUUUUAGUUAUUCAGUUACGAGUGCUAUACUAGAAUCAGGAUCAAGCUAGAUUCCUGGCCCUAGUUGGUAUGUGUAGUUUUUACGAGUGAGAUCACAUUAUUAUACGUGCUGGUUUGUGAUGCCCGUCGCUACUGACACCUUAACAAUCCCUGUUAUAGUUAUUAAAGUUAAUUAAUUGCUCCUUUUGGCUUUA